Molecule: messenger RNA, 1155 nt
Organism: Aspergillus melleus
Lineage: Eukaryota; Fungi; Ascomycota; Eurotiomycetes; Eurotiales; Aspergillaceae
Product: putative SIR2 family histone deacetylase
Exons: 1
Coding region: 1-1155 (384 amino acids)
Molecular function (GO): NAD+ binding
Source: RefSeq, a predicted model, not a curated record
AUGACGACGCCAUCAAUUCGCAUUCCUUUCACCGGCCCGUUGCCUCCGCCGAUUAUCGUUCCUCCGUCCGCGCGCACCGUCUCCGGGGCCGUUGAUGCUCUCUUGUCCUUCUUCGCCGCACCACCGUCGCCAUAUCUCCGCGGGGUUGAUGUGGGAAGACAUUCGCAGGCGGUGCUGUUGACGGGUGCGGGAAUAUCGGUAGCUUCUGGCUUGUCCGACUAUCGGGGCGAGAACGGCACGUACAUCACAAAUCGAACCUAUCGACCAAUCUACUUCCAUGAGUUCCUGACGCGGCAUGAAUCUCGCAAGAGGUACUGGGCCCGAAGUUUCAUCGGGUGGCCAGGCCUGGUAAAAGCGAAGCCGAACUCAACGCACUGGGCCAUUCGAGAUCUGAGCGCCAAAGGCUACAUCAGUUCUGUCGUCACGCAGAACGUCGAUUCCUUCCAUUCCGCGGCCCAUCCGGACCUCGCCACGGUGGAACUCCAUGGCUACUUGAGAUCGGUGGUUUGCACGAGCUGCCGGAACCAGUUCUCCCGUUCCGAGUUUCAAGAGUCGCUGCAGAGGCUCAACCCGGCCUGGGCGGAGUUUCUAGCCCGGAUGGUCGACACUGGGGCACUCGACACGGACAACCCGGAAGAAAGACGACGCAGAGGCCUGAAGCUCAAUCCGGACGGCGACGUGGACUUGGCCGAAGCCCCAUAUUCCACAUUCAGGUAUCCGUCUUGCCCAACGUGUCUAGAAAAACCGCCGGUACAGGCGGAUGGAACCGUGGGCAGAGUGGAUGUCGAAAGCGACGGCGCUUGGCUACCCUCGUCCACCGCCGGAAUCCUCAAGCCGGCGGUGAUCAUGUUCGGAGAGAACAUCGAUCCGGUGGUGAAGGCGACUGCAGAAGAAGCGAUCGAUGAUGCCGGCCGGCUACUUGUUAUCGGUAGUAGCCUCGCCACCUUUUCGGCGUGGCGGCUGGUGGAAAGGGCGUAUCGGAGAGGCAUGCCCAUCGGGAUUAUCAAUCUGGGGGGAGUGCGGAAUGAGUCCGUGCUUUUUGGGGCAGGAGAGCAAGACCAUCCGGUCGGAUCCACCUACAUUCGCUGCAGCCUCAGUUCUGAGUCGGUGUUGCCCUCCGUCGCGUCUCAGUUGCCAUCACUUGGGCGCUUAUAG